AUGGUGCUGGCUAGGGAACCUGGCCGUCCUCAGCCCUCCCUGACUCAGCCCUGCUUUCUCUCCAGGAUGAGAGUCUGUGCUAAAUCCGUGUUGCUGUCACACUGGCUCUUUCUGGCCUACGUGUUAAUGGUGUGCUGUAAGCUGACAUCCGCCUCAAGCCAGCACCUCCGGGGACACGCAGGCCACCACCAAAUCAAGCAAGGGACCUGUGAGGUGGUCGCCGUGCACAGGUGCUGCAAUAAGAAUCGCAUAGAAGAGCGGUCACAGACGGUGAAGUGUUCCUGCUUCCCGGGACAGGUCGCUGGCACCACUCGGGCCCAGCCUUCUUGUGUUGAAGCUUCCAUCGUGAUUCAGAAGUGGUGGUGUCACAUGAAUCCUUGUUUGGAAGGAGAGGAUUGUAAAGUACUGCCAGAUUACUCAGGUUGGUCCUGCAGCAGUGGUAAUAAAGUCAAAACUACAAAGGUUUUUGCUGCAUUUGCUAUUCUAAAUAGUUCUUCUGUCUUUGGAGUUGUCAGUGUGAAGACUUCUAAUACUGACACUUCUACGGUGUCUUCUUAG
This is a messenger RNA of Otolemur garnettii (small-eared galago), 558 nucleotides long. RefSeq names its product family with sequence similarity 19 member A4, C-C motif chemokine like (gene TAFA4). Bases 1 to 558 code for a protein of 185 amino acids. The transcript is spliced from 4 exons. Gene Ontology annotation, biological process: phagocytosis; macrophage chemotaxis. The record is from RefSeq and is a predicted model, not a curated record. Gene Ontology annotation, molecular function: receptor ligand activity. NCBI's taxonomy places the organism in Eukaryota, Metazoa, Chordata, Mammalia, Primates, Galagidae.